CCCGGAAUACGACUCACUUUCAUGGCUUCGCGAAGCCCAGCAAUGUACUCCUCUCGCAGCAGUAAUCCAAUUGUGUUCAAAAUCACCUGACAUUGCAGCCUUACCCUCCCAAAACCUAUAAAUUCUUCCCCGAAUGACGCAUUCGUCUUAUCCUCUGUCUCCGAGGUUGGUGGCAAGUGGCGACAUAGCGAAAGCGGUCGUAUGCCACCAUGGCGUUUUUAAUUCUUCUUUGCAUGAUAGUUGCCGUUAAGGUAUUUAAGAAAACGUCACCGAAUGGCAAGGUCACCGUCUAUGUUGGCACACGUGAUUUCGCACAACGCGGUGAUCAGUGUGAUCCUGUAGAAGGCGUCGUCCUUGUUGAAACCGACUACCUGAAAGGAAGAAAGGUUUACGGGCAAGUCAUAACGACCUUCAGGUAUGGACGAGAAGAGGAUGAAAUCAUGGGAUUGCGGUUCUACCGCCAGCUCUACCUAGCUCACGACCAAGUUGUGCCCGAAAAGAAUCAGAUUGCGCAAGUUUCGGAUCUACAGCAACGUCUGCUCCGCAAGCUUGGAACGAAUGCCUACCCCUUCUGCUUCACGUUGCCCACCAAUGCUCCCAUGUCUGUAACUCUCCAGCCCGGACCAAAGGACCAGGGCAAGCCUCUCGGAGUUGAGUAUGAACUGAGAUUGUACGUCGCCGACGACGACAAGCAGAAACCGCACCGUCGUAGCAUGGUCAACAUGGCCAUCCGCAAGAUACAGUAUGCUCCACUGACGCAGAGGGAACGUCAGCCGACCACCGUCGUCUGCAAAGGCUUCAUGCUCAGUCCCGGAAAGGUGGAAUUGGAAGUGGUGCUCGACAAAGAGAUCUAUUUCCACGACGACAAGAUCAACGCCCAAGUCACUGUGUCGAACUUCUCGAAGAAGAGCGUCCGCAACAUCAAGAUCCUCGUCCUGCAGAACACGGAAGUGACCCUCGUCCACGGCCACUACAGUAAGGUUGUUUCCAGCAUCGAGUGCCGCGAGAAUUGUCCGAUCCCUCCUGGAGCUUCCUUCUCCAAGGAGUUCCACCUUCUGCCUCUCGCAUCCGAGAACAGGGACCGCCGCGGGAUUGCCCUAGACGGCAUGUUGAAGGAAACCGAGUCGUGCUUGGCAUCUUCGACGCUCAACCACGAGGAUGCCAUCGGUAUCAUCAUAUCCUACGUGCUGAGGGUCCAGCUGUACCUGGGCCCGAUGUCGGGUGACCUGAUCGCGGACGUUCCGUUCAAGCUUGCCAAACCGGAACCGGAGGACGCCUGUCCGAAGCUGCAGGAGAAGCGAGUGAUCGACAGGUCGAAGUUGAAGAAGCAGUUGACCCGCGAGAUGAGCACCAACUUGGUCUUCGAAGAUUUUGCGUGGCAUCGGCAAAUAAGUGAGGAUGCACAAGAAGGUUGAGUGGGAGCAAGUGAGGUUAGGGUAUUAUUGUGAUUAGUCCAUUUGAUUGUGGAGUGCAGCUUCAACAUCUUAAAGACUGUAGUUUCCAUUUCAGGGGUUUGAUAUGUAAUGAUAAUGCUGAGUCACGUUUCCGACUGAUAUGUGUUUUUGAAUAAAAUAGACUUUCGCAACAUGAUGGCAUCACGUGCA
Ornithodoros turicata is the source of this 1604-nucleotide messenger RNA. RefSeq names its product arrestin, lateral eye-like (gene Arr2). NCBI's taxonomy places the organism in Eukaryota, Metazoa, Arthropoda, Arachnida, Ixodida, Argasidae. The record is from RefSeq and is a predicted model, not a curated record. The transcript has a single exon. Gene Ontology annotation, cellular component: cytoplasm. The coding region runs from base 210 to 1415 and encodes 401 amino acids. Gene Ontology annotation, biological process: G protein-coupled receptor internalization; signal transduction. Gene Ontology annotation, molecular function: G protein-coupled receptor binding.